GGAGGUGUUAGUAGGGCCAGACUUUAUCACUCAACUCCUUUAUAUUGGGGGUCCUUUUUCAGCUCUACCUUCUAAGAUCUAGUCUGCAAUAGUUACUUUUGCAUAGAUGGAGGGAGAGACAUAAACAAAACUACUUAUUCAUCGGUCAGGGAAGUCCUGCCAAAGUCAUCCCGAACAUCUUAUUACAAGGACAGAGGAAACAGAUUAUAUUUUUUCAGCAGGAUAACUUACAGUUUUCCAAAAGUUAAACCACAUAUGCAUAUUUACUCACUCAAAGAAGCCAUUGCAAUAUGUUGUUUACCCUUGGACUUGUCUUUCUCCUAACCCCAUUUCCCUCCUUUCAAACCCCGACCAUUGAGAGUAGAGAUGCCAUAGGAAGCAAUAUGACCAAAACCAAUGCUGUUCUUACUUUUUCAAAACCAAAAACCACUGCUCCCCCUUCCAAAAAGAGUGGGCAUCCCUCCCUAAAGACAAACACAGUAACUGUGACAGUACCUACUGUAUCCUCCAACCAAAAAUCUACAAUAGCCAGUCCAAUGAUGACCAACAAAAGCAAGCUUAGUGUUGCAGUAAUUCAUACCACUCCACAACCAGCAGCAAAGGCUCCCAAAGCCCCUGUCAGUAACACCAACAGAGACAAACACAGAGUCAACCCAGCUACUUCAGCUAAGCAGCCAUCACUCAGUGAAGGAAGGACUAGCAAAGACAAGCCUGGACCUACUGGAUCACCCAAAGAUCAGACAACACUCACAAAGAUUUCAUCAGGCAGCACGUUAAAAACCAAAAACAAGCAUUCUGAUAAUCAAACUAUGUCUGCAAAAUCUCCUUCCACCAGUAAUGAGAAGAAUGCUAAAGACAAACCCAAUCAGAAUGUUCAGUCUAUUCUCCCCAGUGACAAUAAAACCACCAAGGACAAGACAACAGUUUCUGGUAACCAGACCGUCCAUGAUAUUCACCUCAGCAGCAGUGAUGACAAGUCCAAACACAAGCCUACAAUAAAUGUCCAGUCUUUGCCUACCAAUGGUAGCAAAAUUGCCAGCGACAAGCCUAGAGCCAAGCAUGACGAGAGGUCCAAAGAUUACCCUUCUCCAAAUGUUGUGACUUUACCCAGAAACAGUAAUAAAAUGACCAAAGACCAACCUACAGUAUCACCUACUCAAACUGUUUCUGAUGCUUCCCUUCAUAAUAGGGGUAGAAAUUCAAAGAACAAGACUACUCAAAAUACUCGGCCCUCUCCCAGUGGCACUAAGACCAUAAAUGAAAGCCAUAAGGUGAACCCCACCCACCCUCACAGCGGUCACGAGAUGACCAUAGAUAAGCCUGGUCAAAACAAAAAUCAAAGUGAAAAAACUGGUGGCUCAGAAGCAGAUAAAGAAACAGGCUCCAAGUCUAUAAGUCAUACUCCUUUAAUCGAUGCAGCCUGCACAGACAAUACAGCUUCUUCACAGCCCAUCGAAGUGGUUAUCAGUAAUAAUGAUGAGUCGAGCCACACAAAGGAGCAGAAGCUGACGCUGAAGCCUGGUGCUCCACUGGUGAUGACACAUAAGAUCAAGCUGCUACCUGGUGGGUGUACGGGGGGUUGUGAAGCCGAGAUGGUUGCUCUGAAAGAACGCCUGACCCGACUGGAAAGAGAGAUGUCUUCCCUAAAAGAGAAAUGUCCAUGUUCUGCAAAUUGCCCCAAUAACUGUAGUGACCAUGGGAAAUGUGAGAAGGGGAAAUGUAUUUGUCAUAAAGGAUUCAUAGGUCUUGACUGCAGCAAGUGUGCAAAAGAUGUUGACUGUAGCAAAAUAGAUAUCAAGAAGAAGAGUUCUGAAGAAACUGACUGUACACAGAAAGUGAUAUCGAGUACAACCAGUCGAUCUAAUCCUGACGCUCUUAGGAAGAAGUCCCACAGCAAAGAUUCUUCCAGUCCCUCUGCAAGCAGUCCUACUACAGUUGACGCUUCUCCAUCAAACAAUAACAAAAAUAAAGUAGAGGAGGCCCGCAGAGGGGAACCAGAAAUGAAGGUUCCUCCAUCAAAUGAUACAGAAAUUAGAAACGAAGAACGUACCAGGAAACCAACUUUUAAACCGCCACAUUUAAAAGACGAUCCUAAAGCAAAUGUCACACUGAGUAAAGAAAGGACCAGCAACAACACAAGUAAAAGCAAGAAUGAAAACAAAAAUAAGUCUGUGGAGCAGACCCCAGUGACAAACAAGAAUACUGCAACAGAACCAAAAAAGAAGGAUCAUCUGGAAAAGAAAAAUGAGCUAUCCAUUGAUUACGGAAAAAAUUCAACUCAAUCAAAAACGAACAUCAAAGUCCAUGAGAACAAGACAGCAAUCGUUGACUCUGGGAUGAGCACCAGAAAACAUGGAGGUUUAGGAUCAGUGAAGGCUGUGAAUAUCUCUUCCUCUAGCUUCAUCAUCACAUGGUUAGCUCCACAACAUAUGUUCAAGAACUUUACUGUGAUCAUGAGACAGCCUCAGGCAGGUAGUGCCAAGGAUGUUAAUGGGGCAGAGGGAACUAUGGAAAAAGACUUGAUGUCUAACAAUAGGAACUUGACUGAGGUCCAAACAGAGAGCAUCAACAAAACUGUCUCCUCUGGUAAAAGUAUUGGAUCGAGAGGUAAAACUGAAACCAAGAGGAUCUCAAGAGUGGUGCCUGGCAGUGUGCGAUCCUUGGAGUUUAGCAAUCUCAAGGCAAACACACAUUAUGUUGUACAUGUAUAUGGCAGUACAGCAAACAAGAGGUCGACGAUUCACAGAGUUACAGCAACCACAGGUCCUGAGCCACCAAAAGAACUGGUUUUCAGUAAUGUAACAGAGUCUUCUUUGGGUAUUUCGUGGACCAAACCAAACAGCAUAUUUACAGGAUUCAGGAUAACAUACAUUAACAUUGUAACAGGGAAGAGCCAGUUUGUGACUGUGGGACCUCAACAGUCAAAUGUGGUUCUGUCCAACCUGUCUGCUGGAUCAUCCUACAUCAUCAGUGUUAGCACAACCAAAGGAAAGGCUUACAGUGAUGAACUCACCUCAGUUAUUACCACAGUACCCGCCCCUCCAACAAAUCUUCAAGUCAUCAAUGUAACAGAUAACAGAGCUUUGCUCAGAUGGACACCCAGCCUGGGAAAAGUGGACCGUUUCAUCAUUAGCUAUGAGUCCUACAAGACUCCCAAUGUCACGGUAACAGUGAUGCUUUCGGGAAACUCAGUGCAGUACCAGCUGAAAGGCCUACAGAAAGGUACACUCUAUAAGGUCAAAGUGAGGACCCAAAAGAACAGCCUCCAGAGUAUGGGGAUGUCCACUACAUUUAUGACAGCCACUGUGGUUAAACCCAGGGAAGUUGGCGCUCGUUCUGCCUUGAUUUCUUGGGGACCUUCCGCUGUUUAUCAAAGCUACAAAGUGAUCUAUCAGGCUGAAAAAGAGGAAGCAAAGGAAGUAAUCCUGGAGCCAACCUUGACAGAGUAUAAACUGACCGGCCUGAUGCCUUCAUCAUCUUAUUUUGUUGUGGUACAAGGCGAGAAAAAUGAGAAGUAUACAUCCCUGGUCACAUCACAGUUCGUCACUGGGAAGCUGCGUUUUCCGUUCCCCACUGAAUGCUCACAGGAAUUGCUAAAUGGUGCUCUUGAGUCCGGGGAAGUUAACAUCUACCCUCAAGGAAAAGAGGGGCAUUCAGUGAGAGUCUACUGUGACAUGGAGACAGAUGGGGGCGGAUGGACGGUUUUCCAGAGAAGGAUGAAUGGCAAAACAGAUUUCUUCAGAACCUGGAGUGAAUACAAAGCUGGUUUUGGAAAUCUGAGUGAAGAGUUCUGGCUUGGAAAUGAGCUUCUGCACAUCCUCACCAAUAUGGGCCCUGUGAGUUUGAGAGUGGAUUUAAGAUCUGGAAAUGACACAGCUUAUGCUCGCUACACCAACUUCUCUGUUGCUUCAGAAGAGAGGAACUACACUUUGACUGUAUCCGGAUACACAGGAACAGCAGGCGACUCAAUGAGGUACCAUAAUGGACGUCCAUUCUCAACCCGAGACAAGGAACCAAACUCUCUGGGAAUCCACUGUGCCAAAGCCUACAUGGGGGGCUGGUGGUACAAAAACUGCUACAAAGUUAACCUCAAUGGCCUUUAUGGCAUGAACAGUGAUAAUCAGGGAAUAGUCUGGAUAGACUGGAAAGGCAAAGACUCCUCUAUUCCAUUCUCUGAGAUGAAGUUCAGACCCUCCCGGUUUUCCCCAGCAACUCAUGGCUAAAGAUAUUUCAAGCUCCAAGACUUGUACAUAUCUGCAUCUGCAUAUGUUUCCCUAAAUUUAAUUCCAUGUAGGAAUUUCUUACAGUACAAAAAUGCUGGGGCUAUUGUCUUGUUUGCUUCAGUGUGAAAUGUUUUUCUGAGGUGUUCUUAGAGGAAAUGGAACAACAAGGUGAAGGAAAUGGUUCAUUGUAUCUUCUGUAUGCCUUCAAACACUUUUUCUCAGAUGAGAUUUGAUCUGUUUGGAAUCUGAUAAGUGUCUGUGUCUUACACAUAUUAAUCCCACUAUUACUGUAUUAUUAUGCACUGUCAAUUGGAAUAAACAUUGAUAAAGUGGG
This is a messenger RNA of Cyprinodon variegatus (sheepshead minnow), 4557 nucleotides long. It is a transcript of the gene tnxba, whose product is annotated as tenascin-like. Bases 291 to 4223 code for a protein of 1310 amino acids. The record is from RefSeq and is a predicted model, not a curated record. The transcript is spliced from 15 exons. Lineage: Eukaryota; Metazoa; Chordata; Actinopteri; Cyprinodontiformes; Cyprinodontidae. Gene Ontology annotation, molecular function: protein binding.